Molecule: messenger RNA, 561 nt
Organism: Abrus precatorius (Indian licorice)
Lineage: Eukaryota; Viridiplantae; Streptophyta; Magnoliopsida; Fabales; Fabaceae
Product: putative RING-H2 finger protein ATL19
Exons: 1
Coding region: 1-561 (186 amino acids)
Biological process (GO): protein ubiquitination
Source: RefSeq, a predicted model, not a curated record
AUGGCUGAGUUCACAGAAUUGUUUCCCUUAGGCCAAAAAUUGGAUGGUUUGAUGCAUAUGUAUGUGUACAUAGUCACUUUUGACCUUCAAACUGUGGUCAUUGUUGGUAUCAUAGUCACAUUGUUCUUCUUCAUCUUCUACCAAAUUCUAAAUGGUUUAUUUUAUUGGUUAAUGGAAAGGAGACCAAAUGAACAUGAUCUUGAAGAAGGAAACACUCAUCUAGCUUAUGGGGCCUCUGACCCAUCUCACCAAGUUACCAUUUUCCAUGCUCUUGUACAUAGCAACUUGCAAGCUUGGACAUUGGUGACUGCAUUUGAAGGAAUGUUUGAUGAGAAGCGAGGACAGAUGCUUAGAACUUUCAAGAAAUUGCCUCCUUUGGUGAACUAUGGAAGACAUCAUAUGAUAAGAAAUUGUGGUGAAUGUGCCAUUUGCUUAGAAGACUUUCAAGUUGGUCAGUGUUGUCAAGUUUUUCCUGUGUGCAACCACUUUUUUCAUUCAGAUUGCAUAGACCAUUGGUUGCAGAAGAAAUUAACAUGUCCAAUAUGUCGUAGUCGUAUAUAG